GCUUCGUAUAUGGGGCACAGUGAAGUAGUACAGCAGCUGCUCAACCAUGAUGCAACAAUUAACGCCAAAGAUAAAGAUGGUGGUACUUCAAUUCACCUAGCUUUACUUCGUGGACAUACAGAAGUAGCGCGUCUUCUCAUUGAUAAAGGUGCAGCUAUUGAUUCAGUAAACGAGGAUAGAAUGACUCCAAUUCACAUGGCUGCGCGGAAUGGACAAACAGAAGCAGUGCAGCUACUCAUAGAACGAGGUGCU
This is a messenger RNA of Umbelopsis ramanniana AG, 252 nucleotides long. RefSeq lists its product as uncharacterized. Gene Ontology annotation, cellular component: cytoplasm; nucleus. Gene Ontology annotation, molecular function: protein binding. The record is from RefSeq and is a predicted model, not a curated record. The transcript has a single exon. The annotation marks the transcript as partial. NCBI's taxonomy places the organism in Eukaryota, Fungi, Mucoromycota, Umbelopsidomycetes, Umbelopsidales, Umbelopsidaceae.